Molecule: messenger RNA, 1169 nt
Organism: Neltuma alba
Lineage: Eukaryota; Viridiplantae; Streptophyta; Magnoliopsida; Fabales; Fabaceae
Product: probable protein phosphatase 2C 38
Exons: 3
Biological process (GO): protein dephosphorylation
Molecular function (GO): cation binding; protein serine/threonine phosphatase activity
Source: RefSeq, a predicted model, not a curated record
CAUACCCCACACCUUCUUACCCACUGAACCCAUUCAGCUCAGGUUCAAGGCACACACGACAGAGUAUCACCACUCCAUAUCGAUAUUCUCUGUACUUACAUGCUAACUUUGUGAAUCUCAGUUACUUCAGUCCAUACCCAUUUGUUCCUUUUCUGAUGGGUAUAUAGCUUUAUGAUCUGAGGUCGUGUCCGUAGGUGAUAAAUGCCAAGGAGAGAACAGAUAAAUUUUUCUUAGAUUGACGAAUUGCCUGAAGAAAUGGUCAAGUCAUGCUGGAAACCAUCUGUGGAAGGUGAAGAUGGAGAAGGGAGUGGGAAGGUUGAUGGAUUGCUAUGGCACAAGGAUUUAGGCAAUCAUCUGUAUGGGGAUUUCUCAAUGGCCGUAGUUCAGGCCAAUAGUUCAUUGGAGGAUCGAAGUCAGCUCGAAUCUGGACCCUUCACUUGCAAUAAUGAUAAUAUGGGUCCUCAAGGCACCGUCAUAGGUGUCUACGACGGUCAUGGUGGCUACGAGGCCUCCCAGUUCGUCACCGACAAUCUCUUCUCUAAUCUCAAGAGACUUGCAGGCGAAGAAGGAGGCAUGGCAGAGAGUGUUAUAAAGAAGGCGUAUCGAGCAACAGACGAAGGAUUUCUGUCUAUGGUGAAGAGAAAGUGGAUGAGCAAGCCAGAGAUUGCUUCCACAGGGACGUGUUGCUUAGUGGGGAUAAUCUGUAAUGGGAUGAUAUAUAUAGCAAAUUCUGGAGACUCCCGAGCGGUGCUGGGAAGAAUGGAGAGGGCAACGAAAGAAGUAGUAGCUAUUCAACUAUCCGCAGAACACAACGUUAACAUAGAAACAGUAAGAGAUGAAGUUCGAUCAAAGCACCCCUUUGAUUCACAAAUUGUGGUCCUGAAACAUCAAGUUUGGCGCGUCAAAGGCCUCAUUCAGGUUUCGAGAUCCAUAGGUGAUGCAUAUCUGAAAAAGGCAGAAUUUAACAGAGAGCCUCUGCCAUUGAGGUUUAGAUUGGCGGAAUCCUUCUUCAAGCCUAUUCUCAGCUGUGAGCCGUCAAUAGCAACGCAGAAACUCCAUCCUGACGAUCACUUUCUCAUAUUUGCUUCGGACGGUUUGUGGGAGCACCUUAGCAACCAAGAAGCCGUUAACAUGGUCAAUAAUAACCCACGUAAUGUAAGCUUCCAAAU